This is a messenger RNA of Corythoichthys intestinalis (scribbled pipefish), 1329 nucleotides long. RefSeq names its product SPT4 homolog, DSIF elongation factor subunit (gene supt4h1). Gene Ontology annotation, molecular function: zinc ion binding; RNA polymerase II complex binding. NCBI's taxonomy places the organism in Eukaryota, Metazoa, Chordata, Actinopteri, Syngnathiformes, Syngnathidae. The transcript is spliced from 5 exons. Bases 106 to 459 code for a protein of 117 amino acids. Gene Ontology annotation, biological process: transcription elongation-coupled chromatin remodeling; regulation of transcription elongation by RNA polymerase II. Gene Ontology annotation, cellular component: DSIF complex; nucleus. The record is from RefSeq and is a predicted model, not a curated record.
CUCUCGCGUGUGUUGAUGACGUAAUAAUACAGAGCCCAAAGCUGAGUAACCAUCUUUUUUUUUUUUUUUUAAAUUUGUAGCUAUUUUGAAAGUAAUCCGUGCAAAAUGGCCCUGGAAACAGUUCCUAAGGACCUCCGCCAUUUACGAGCAUGUUUGCUUUGCUCCUUAGUAAAGACUAUUGACCAGUUUGAAUAUGAUGGCUGUGACAACUGCGAGUCCUUCCUUCAGAUGAAAGGGAACAGAGAGAUGGUUUAUGAAUGCACAAGUUCUUCAUUUGAUGGCGUAAUAGCCCAGAUGAGCCCUGAGGACAGCUGGGUAGCAAAAUGGCAGAGAAUAGGCACGUUCAAGCCAGGUGUAUAUGCAGUGUCAGUAACUGGCAGACUACCCCCAGGUGUGGUGAGAGAGCUGAAAAGCAGAGGAGUGAUCUACAAGUCCAGAGAUACAGCAGUCAAGAACUAAUAAUUAAAAUGUUACUCCCAUUUUUACGGCUUCAUUGCUAAGAAGCCAUAUGUCAUUGACAUUUGUAGAAACGGACUAAGAAAAAAAACAACUUUCACAUGUUGGUGAGGUCUUCAGGGAGCAAGCAGAAGCACGUCAAUUGUUGCAGUGGGUUGGAUCAUGUUUUUUUUUUUUUUUUUAAGAUUCCAAAAUAAAGUCCCUCCUAUGUUUUAAAAUGUGGUUGGUAGGUUUAAGUGCCAACAGCAUGGAAUAACCAACAAAUGAGUCUUUUCACACAAAAAAGUUUUUGUCGUACUAAAACUGACCUGUGAGAGGCAGCAUGGUGUCGCAGGAAAUAAAGUCAAAGAACAGUUUUGUACUGAAUCGUGACAGACACAUGCCAACUUUCAACAGCAAGUUUCCUCAGUAUGGCCAGAAUUAAAGUGAGCUGUAGGUCAAUAUACAUUAAGCCUGUCGCUGGGACUCUUUGAGGACCACAAACAUGGGGAUUUGCUAAAUAUCCAAUUUUACCUCAAAACAUUCCACAUUGAGCUCUGAAAGGUAUAAUGUACUACAUUCAGUGACAGUGGAGUAGUAUCCUUAUCCACGGUCUAGCAGAUACCUGUAACCAUAACAGCAGAUUCACUGAUAGGCAUUGAAUCUAUUUCAAUUGCGACGUUGAUCAUUGAGUGAUUGCUGCAAUUGGCAGGGAUGACAUCCCAUCCAAGUUGACUGGUGGACUGGCAGCGAUGGAAUGAAGUAUGAAAAAUAAAGCGUUUUUGCUUUGGGAAACCAAAAUUCAGCAUAUUGUUUUCUUUUGCCAAGAACUAACCCAAUUAUAAGUUUGGUCAGAAUUUGUGCUCAAUGCUUUUCAGAUAUGUUUUCAAUAAA